This is a messenger RNA of Naegleria lovaniensis, 1473 nucleotides long. RefSeq lists its product as uncharacterized. The transcript is spliced from 2 exons. The record is from RefSeq and is a predicted model, not a curated record. Lineage: Eukaryota; Heterolobosea; Eutetramitea; Acrasida; Naegleriidae. The coding region runs from base 1 to 1473 and encodes 490 amino acids.
AUGGUUCUCACUACACACCACAAUUGCCACAAGAAACAACAUCGAAACGAUCCUCACGAUCAUCCCCAUUCUUCUCUACCUCCAUUAAUGACUACCAUGAGAAAUCAAACACUUGAAAAACAAUCAAAAUAUACAAAUUUUGAAUCCUUGGAAAAUGAUUGUAUUUCAAUGGACGAUCAUCAUCAUGAUGAAGAAUGGUCCGAACCAACAACAACAACUAAACAAACUCGAUCGGAUCAGAGUCCUUUGAUCUUGGAUUCUCCAAAUGGUUCGUUGGAUUGUUCAUUGGAUUUGAGUUCUCCUCUUCCUCCUUCAUUUCAUCUUGUUGGAGAGUUGUUAUUACAACAACAAUUAAAUCUUAACAACAAUAACAACCAAACAAAUAAUCAUUCAAAUAAUCAAACAAGAUUCAAAAACAUCCUUAUCGAACAUGAAUUGGUAAAUGAUGCACAAGGAGAUGUCAUGGCUGGAGAUGAUUCUUACAUGUAUCGAUCACCAUCGUCGUUAUGUGAAAGUCAAACCUUUUCGAUUGAAACUGAAAGUUUAGAAGAAGAAUUGGUGUCGGACUCUGAUCAGGAGGAAUCAUCCAUGAAUGGAAACGAAAUGGAGGAGAGUGACGAGUUUAUUGAGAAUUCAGAUCAACGACAGAAUGAAGAAGAACGUGGGAGAAGAGGAGUUGGUAUGGAAAGGAGAAGGGUUGAGAGAAUAUUCAGAGAUGAUCCAUGUGGUAGUGUCGUUGAAGAAAGUGAAGAAAUGUUGAGAAGUGGUUUCUCUAAAUUUGGUAAUUUAUUGAGGAAGCUUAAAGAAUUGUUGAAGGAUGCAAAAGAACAAUUGAUUCAUGAAUGGGAUGAAAAUGGAAGAUAUUUACUCAACUAUUAUUAUCAUCAAGUGGCACACUACUCUGGUGGAGAUGAAAGUCACUUGUCAAAACUUUUACAUGCUGUCACUCCUCGAAAACUUCAGCAAUUAUUCGAUGGUUUAACUCUUGUUAUGAAUCGACUAAGCAACAGCAAAUCUGACAACUGUCAACAAACCAAUUCAAGUCCUCAGCGACACCAUAUUAAGGAAUUGCCUCGUGAAAUUCUCGAAAACAUUUUUAGCUAUUUAUUUCAGAAAGGUGGAGUCUCCAACAAGAAUGGUUUCACUACUGCAACCACAGCCACAACCAAUACUUCCUUCUUGUGUGAAGAAGAUUUCUUGUCUGCUUUUGCUCGUGCUAACAUUUUCAGUGUUUUACUCACAUGUCGAGAAUGGUAUGAAGUAGUAACAGAGUCGACUCAAUUCUGGAGAGAAAGAGUCAUUCGAUUGAGUUUUCACUUGAAACGAAAAGAAUUUCAUGACAUUACCAAUUCCACUCACAAAAAUGGAAAAGUCUUUAGAAAUAGUUCUCAACUUCAACAACCUACAGAAUCGAAUUCUGCCUUUGUACAUAAUCCUUCUUCCUGUCAAAUUUCACAUCCAACAUUUCUGUAG